CGUGGCUCGGCGCCGCCAUCUUGUGGGGCUGCGCGAGGAGCCGCGGGCGGUGCGGAGCAGCAAGCGCGGAGCUCGGCGCCGCCGCCGCCAUGGUGCUACUGGCCGCAGCGGUCUGCACAAAGGCGGGGAAGGCCAUUGUCUCCCGACAGUUUGUGGAGAUGACUCGAACCCGCAUCGAGGGACUACUGGCAGCUUUCCCGAAACUCAUGAACACUGGGAAGCAGCACACUUUUGUGGAAACAGAGAGUGUGCGGUAUGUAUAUCAGCCAAUGGAGAAGCUCUACAUGGUGCUGAUCACCACCAAAAACAGCAACAUCCUGGAAGACCUGGAAACACUCCGACUUUUCUCCAGAGUGAUCCCUGAAUAUUGUCGAGCUCUAGAGGAGAAUGAGAUCUCCGAACACUGCUUCGACCUGAUUUUUGCCUUUGAUGAAAUUGUUGCUCUGGGCUACCGUGAAAAUGUAAACCUGGCACAAAUUCGGACCUUCACUGAGAUGGACUCACAUGAAGAAAAAGUGUUCCGAGCUGUCCGAGAGACUCAGGAACGUGAGGCAAAAGCUGAGAUGCGCCGUAAAGCAAAGGAAUUGCAGCAGGCCAGGAGGGAUGCAGAGAGACAGGGCAAAAAGGCACCAGGUUUUGGUGGGUUUGGUAGUUCAGCUGUAUCUGGAGGCACAACUGCAGCAAUGAUCACAGAGACCAUCAUUGAAACAGAGAAGCCUAAAGUGGCACCAGCACCUGCCAGGCCCUCAGGUCCUAGUAAAGCUCUGAAGCUUGGAGCUAAAGGGAAGGAGGUGGAUAACUUUGUGGACAAGCUGAAAUCAGAAGGAGAAAAUAUCAUGACUUCUGUUGGCAAACGCUCCACAGAGGCAGCCAAAGUUCUUGCUCCUCCCAUCAACAUGGAGAGCGUGCAUAUGAAAAUAGAAGAAAAAAUUUCCUUGACUUGUGGCCGUGAUGGAGGAUUGCAGAAUAUGGAGCUGCAUGGCAUGAUUGUACUGCACAUCUCUGAUGAAAAGUGUGCACGGAUUCGCCUGCAUGUAGAGAAUGAAGACAAGAGGGGAGUACAGUUACAGACCCACCCAAAUGUGGACAAGAAGCUCUUCACUGCGGAAUCGCAGAUUGGUUUGAAGAACCCAGAGAAAUCAUUCCCUAUUAACAGUGACGUGGGUGUGCUGAAGUGGAGGUUGCAGACCACAGAAGAGUCCUUCAUUCCUCUGACAAUUAACUGCUGGCCAUCAGAAAGUGGGAACAGUUGUGACGUGAACAUUGAAUACGAGUUGCAAGAAGAGAGCCUAGAACUGAAUGAUGUGAUCAUCACCAUCCCUUUGCCGUCUGGUGUCGGGGCACCAGUGAUUGGGGAGAUUGAUGGCGAGUAUCGCCAUGAUAGCCGGAGAAACCUCCUUGAGUGGUGCCUGCCAGUGAUAGAUGCCAAAAACAAGAGUGGCAGCCUGGAAUUCAGCAUAGCAGGGCAGCCAAAUGACUUCUUCCCAGUGCAAGUCUCCUUCGUCUCCAAAAAGAACUAUUGUAACAUACAGGUUACCAAAGUGACCCAGGUAGAUGGGAACAGUCCUGUAAGGUUUUCUACUGAGACCACCUUCCUGGUGGACAAGUAUGAAAUUCUGUAAUGCCAGCUGUGGGAAAUCGUGAAGGAAAUUUUUAAAUUAAAAAAAAUAUAAAUAAAAGAGGCCGAAGUUGAUUCUGAAUGUCUGGAACGCCGCAGUCCUCUCUGCUAAGACAUGUGACUCUGUUGGCCAUUUGCAGUGUUCCUGGGUCAUAGACAUUUUUUGGCAGAGUAUUGACAUGAUCACAGGAGGAAAGACUGCAAAUUUCUUUGGCAGAUUUUUUACUGGCCAGCAGAAAAGCAAGAUCUCCGCAGAGAACACUUCCCCUUCUUGCAAGAAGCUGACUAGAGCUCAGUCCCAGAGCAUGCUAGACAUUAUUCUCUUCCUUUUUUUAAACCUCACACACACUUCUGUUAUUGGUGCUGCCAUUUUAAUUUUUCCUCUGCCUUCAACUUGUGUUUCUAUUGAUGAAAGCAGACAUUAAGAUAAUAUGUACAAGGGCAUUUUGCUUCACUGGACCACUUCUGUCUGGUAGAAGUGGAACAAGUUGACUCCAAUUUCUAAGGUGGGGGUUGUGGCAGGAGUUAUGAGUCUUAGCUGAGAUGCUCUGUCCUUUUGGCUCCGCACCAUCAUUUGCUGUCCCCUCAGCCCUGCUUUACAGUGAUGAACCUAUGUUUGGGCUUAUCAGGAGGCCUGUAGGCCUCCUGUUUGGUGUCUUUAGAUCAGAGUGGGCUUGUAGGGAGCAGAGACUGCACCUCUGAAUUGUCUAGUUGCUGCUGCGAAGGAAGGACCAUCCAGAAGUGACCCACGUCCCAUUUUAGGGUCUGUGUCUAUUGCGAUAGCUCUUGGGCCAAAAUUUUAAAGCAGUUUCGUUCAUUUAGAACCAUCUGUGUAUCCCGACUUGAGCUGCUCGAGUUUCUUGGUAAGUCGAACCACUUUGCCUGCCAGGGUGAGGACCUGUGAAGAGGUAUGGAGACUAGUUUAUUCAGCCUGUGCACUGAUUGCAAGUUCUAUUAGGACCUGUCUGAAACUAGUGUUUUCUCUGAGCCCUUUGCAAUGUAGGAGGAAAAUGAUACUAGUUUCCAGAGUACAUGCUGGACUGAUGUGACCUUUGUGGAGCAUUAACAGCACCUGAGUGUUAUUUGUCAUCACAGAGACAUUCCUUCUCUGACUGCCUGCAUAGCAUUAUUUAAUUCAUCCCACAGAGUGUGCUCUCUUCAGAAUUCAUCUUGCCCAUUUGAUUCGGGGGCCUGUCACUGAGUGAGCGGUCGGUGGUCCUAACCUGGCUCCUGCUGGGUUGUAACUGGCCAACGACAUGGUGCCUUGCUGCUGUAUGAAAGGCUACUGGCUCUGAGCAGUGAGAGAGUCGGGCGGCACGCGUCCUGUCCUCGUAAGUCCUAAAAACUUACGUAGUGUGCUUCAAGAAGAGUACUUCCAUGAGAGUAAGUGCAUGUCAGUUCCCACAGGGUCAUCUGCCAAAGAAGUUAGCAGUCUCUCUUCCGUUAAUAGUACGCACCAGUGAGGAAAUAAGCCCUGUUCUUUUGAUGGGAGGGUGGUGUGUUCUAUGAGAAGGGAAGCCAGCCCUGUUCUGUAGCAAAGUAGACAAUGAAUCCUAUUAAUUCAGUUCUGUUCAAGAGUUGCUUGUCUGUAUGAUUUUAAAAUGGAGUCGAAUUUAGUUCGAACAUCAAAGGAGCGUUUUUCUUAAAUUUUGAGCGUAAUAUUUAAAAAAAGAAACCCAUUUUUUGUAACCCUGUACAAUAAUGGCCUAGGGACUAGAACACAUUCCAGUGUAUACAAGAAUACAAAUUCUUUAAUCAAAUAAAGAGUAUUAUAAAAGGAAA
Molecule: messenger RNA, 3400 nt
Organism: Rhea pennata
Lineage: Eukaryota; Metazoa; Chordata; Aves; Rheiformes; Rheidae
Gene: ARCN1
Product: archain 1
Exons: 10
Coding region: 90-1622 (510 amino acids)
Biological process (GO): retrograde vesicle-mediated transport, Golgi to endoplasmic reticulum; Golgi localization; endoplasmic reticulum to Golgi vesicle-mediated transport
Cellular component (GO): COPI vesicle coat
Source: RefSeq, a predicted model, not a curated record